Molecule: messenger RNA, 3487 nt
Organism: Nicotiana attenuata
Lineage: Eukaryota; Viridiplantae; Streptophyta; Magnoliopsida; Solanales; Solanaceae
Product: protein NLP7-like
Exons: 4
Coding region: 2226-3080 (284 amino acids)
Molecular function (GO): protein binding; DNA-binding transcription factor activity
Source: RefSeq, a predicted model, not a curated record
UUCGCCCGGUAAGAUCCAACUCAGAGUACCUUCCUUUUUGGAGUAUAAUCUCUGAUUGGAUAUGGACCUUUUGGAUCGUUAGAGUAAGAGAAGAAAAAAAGAAAAUUGACACGGCAUUAGUGACUAGCCUAUGUGGCCUACACAAUUUAUGUGCUUUCAUAAAUUCUUUUCUCUGUUUUUUAUUGGUUGGUUUAUAUUCCUAUUAAAUGGAUUGUGUUCAUUUUCAUAACUUAGAAUGAGAGAGAGGAAAGUAAUUAGGAGGAUUCUGAUUCUUGAUUUUUUAUAAUAAAUUCUUUAAUCAUGCCUAUUGAACUGAAAUUUUCUUAUAGAAAACGAAGUGAUGGCAUUAAUCGGUGGGUUUUUUGGACUCAAUGUAAUGGUGAUGAGUUGAACCAAGUUAAAUCCCUCUUUCCAAUUCUCAGAGAUUCUACUCAACUGGAUACAAAUGGUGACUGUCAAUUGAACAGAUUGACAAUCAAGAAUCUAGUCGAGCUUGUUGAUGUUCAAGGUACUUGUUUGAUUCAAUUUUGGGCACCUAUAAGGAUUAAUGGUGGAAAGACUUUCUUAACAACAGCAGACCAGCCUUUUGCUCUUAAUGGCAAGAUUCACGAGGGUCUGUGGGCGUACAGGCGUGUAUCUCUUCACACAAUAGCGUCCGUGGAUGCCACAGAGAUCGAUGAAACUAAACGCAUACGCGUCCAUGGCCGUCCAGCGCGCGUCUUCAGAAGUGGAAUGCCUGAAUUCAGCCCUCAUGUCAGAUACUAUUACAUGGAUGAAUACCCUUUGCGCGAUUUUGCAAUGUGUUUGGGAGUAGGUUGCUAUUGGACUUUGCCAGUGUUUGAGAGUUUAGGGGACCGUUGUAUUGGCGUACUGGAAUAUGCUUUCGAGGCAAAUGAAGACAAUGGGUCUAGCUCUCAUUCCUUCAUGGUUAGUAUGCCCGCAAGAGGUAAACUCUCCUAAUUAUGCAUUUCUUUAUAAGCAAGUGAAAAGAAUUCCCGUCAUUGAGUAUUUAUCUUGAACAAUACAUAAAAAAAAAAAAUAGAAGGCCAGCCCAGCUUCCGGGGAACGCCGGACCACAAGGAUCUAUUGUACGCAGCCUUCCCUAAGUUUCUGCAAGAGGCUGUUUCCACGGCUCGAAUCCGUGACCUCCUGGUCACAUGGCAGCAACUUUACCAUCACGCCAAGGCUCUCCUUCUAUGUUGAACAAUACAUGAAGUCUUUAAGUCUCUCUCUCUCUCUCCCACCUCUACUGUAUUUAUGUAAUUUAAUUUGCUCAAAGCAGAUACAAGAAGUAUGGGAGCAAGAACUUGCUCAAGUAAAGGAGGCUUUGGAAGUAACAUGUAAGACUCACAUGUUACUCUUUGCUCAAACUUGGAUUCCUGUGCUUGAUUCAAGUAGAACACAAAUGUUGAUCACCUCGCCCCCAACAAAAUAUUGGAGUGAAGAGAUAUCGUCUCUUGAAUUUUUGGCUGUUAGUGACCUACAUCACGUACAGAUUGGUUGGAAAAGUGCUUUCAUCAAAGGGUUCCUGCUUUUGCAGAGAUAUAACUCAAUUAAGCAUAGAAUUUUACCCCUUAGUACCAAUUGCCCGCUGUGCUGGAUUUACCGCAUGUUUUGCAAUUUUUGUGAGACUGAAUAGUGCAUGCCACAUGAUACUAGAAUUCUUUUUACCUCGUGAUGAGACGCUCAAUAGAAAUCCACAAAGUUUCUUGAGCAAGCUAUUAGCCACAAUUCGAGAGCAACUUCCAAGCUUUUUCCUUGAUUCAGGACCAAGCCUGUUUGUUGAGGUUAUCAGAACUGCUCCUGUUGAUGAGCUUGAUUCCUUUGAGAUAAGCCAAUCACAACAAGUGGUUCGAUCAAAGGGAAACGAAAAGAUGGUGCUUUUUGAUUCGUUGAAUCAAGAUUCCGCUGAUUUAGGACCUUCGAGUUCAACUGAUAUAGGAGCUCAUUACAUGGAAAUUGCAAAGGAUACUCCUGAUAACGGAGAAAAAACUGUGCUGCCAGAUUCAGCACACAAACAAGGAGUUGAGGAAGCUGAUGCAAUGGACAAAGAAAAGAGUCCUGUACAUUUCAAAGAGAAUGAAUUUGCCUAUACUGAUUCAGACAUACUUGCAACAUCAUUUGUUGAUUCAGAGCAAAAUUUGUAGCAAAACUUGUCUACCGGUAAAGCUUCGCUUGAUGAAAAACUUGAUUCCUUCGAAAUAGGCCAUCGUCAACUUCCCUCGAUGGUACAAUACGACACCAUCAAUCAAAUAUUUGGUUUUGAUCCUUCAAGUUCAUCUGAUUUAGAAGAAAUUAUAACUGCGGAUUAUGGACGGGAUACUCAAAUGAAUCUUCAGUCAAAGAAGAGAGGAGAAAGUAUACUGCCAGAUUUGGCACAUCAGCAGAGAGUGGAGGAAGCUGAUGUAGCGGACAAACGAAAGCAUUCUGUGCAUGUCGAAGAGAGUAUAAAUUCCCAUAAUUGUUCAGAGAAACAUAAAAGGAUAAAGAGAAUAGAAAAGGAGUAUGGUAUUAGUCGUAGUGUUCUAGAAGAACAAUUUGGAAAGAAACUUUCUGAUGCUGCAAAGAGUUUAGGAGUUGCUCGAAGUACCUUGAAGCGCAUGUGCAGAGACUACGAUAUAUACAGGUGGCCACGUAGUAAUUCUGCAAAUGAUGUAUGCUCGCUUUCUGAAAACAAACCAGUAAAAAGAGUUGAAAAACAGACGGGGAAUUCCAGUCGAGAAGACCUGCAACUACCACAUGCUAGUCUGUCUAAUGGAAUGGAUACAACUGCGACGUUGACUCAGAGGAAGGUGCCUAUGGCUACAUUUCAGAGCGACAACACCAUGAGCGUAAAGGUAACUUACAAAGAUGUGACCAUAAGGUUUCCGCUCUCUCUUUCAUCGGGGAAAAUUGAUUUGGAAACAGAAGUUGAGAAGAGAUUGAAAUUAGUUCCGGUUGGAAGUUAUUCUAUUAAGUAUGAAGAUGAAGAUAACGAUUGGAUUGCAAUAACAUGUGAUUCAGAUUUAGAGUAUGGAAUACACACUUUAAGAUCAUUAGGAAGAACUACAAUGAAGAUGUUGGUUGAGCCCUUGAAUUAAUUUUACUGAUUAUGUACAUGUCAUAUGUCCCCUAUUUUUAGUGUUCAUGCACCAUAGUACAAUAGACACUUGUACGAGCCGUGGAAACAGCCUCUUGCGGAAAUGCAGGGUAAGGCUGCGUACAAUAGACCCUUGUGGUCUGACCCUUCUCUGGACCGCGCGCAUAGCGGGAGCUUAGUGUACCGGACUGCCCUAUUCACCAUAUUUUUCGCAUCAGUUUAAAGCUUUCCUUAGACCAAUGCUUUUUAGUUACUAAUGUUAAUACGUGGUUGUAACGUGUUAAAUGCUAGGAUUUUGUUAUCUUGUAAUUGUUCUACAUCUGGUAGGAUCCCUAGAUUGUAUUAUACGUUUCUUCGGUCUGUGCUGGAUAUGUUUUAUGUCUCUCUUGUUUGUGUUCUUCUAGAUUA